Messenger RNA from Thermothielavioides terrestris NRRL 8126, 1735 nucleotides. RefSeq names its product glycosyltransferase family 57 protein. The transcript has 3 exons. Bases 142 to 1647 code for a protein of 501 amino acids. The record is from RefSeq and is a predicted model, not a curated record. Gene Ontology annotation, biological process: protein N-linked glycosylation. Gene Ontology annotation, cellular component: endoplasmic reticulum membrane. NCBI's taxonomy places the organism in Eukaryota, Fungi, Ascomycota, Sordariomycetes, Sordariales, Chaetomiaceae. Gene Ontology annotation, molecular function: dolichyl pyrophosphate Glc1Man9GlcNAc2 alpha-1,3-glucosyltransferase activity.
CACGGCGCGCCUUGCCGAACCUGCCAAGCUUGAGAAGGAAGCUUCAACGUCCAAGCCGACGACACGCAGUUGGGUUCACUUGCAGCAGAGCCUGCGAUUUCGUGUGUCGCUGGCAGCCUGCAGCAUUCCCGGCAUGCGGCCAUGGCCGAGAUACCCCCGUCUCUCGCGCAAUGCGCGAUAGUGGCUGCUGCACUCAAGAUCCUGCUCUUCCCGGCCUACAAGUCUACCGACUUCGAAGUCCACCGCAACUGGCUCGCCAUCACCAACAGCCUGCCUCUGUGGGAGUGGUACUACGAGAAGACGUCGGAAUGGACGCUCGACUAUCCGCCCUUCUUCGCCUACUUCGAGUGGAUCUUGUCGCAGGUCGCGAAGCUGGUCGACCCGGCCAUGCUCCGGGUGUACAAUCUCGAGUACGAUAGCUGGCAGACAAUAUACUUCCAGAGGUUUAGCGUCAUUGCGACCGAGUUGCUCUUAGUCUACGCGCUCCAGAUGUUCGUCGACUCGUCGCACGGGGCCAACAAGCGAGCAGCGCAGGCCGCCGCCAUCUCGGUCCUGCUUUCCCCCGGUCUCCUCAUUAUCGACCACAUCCAUUUCCAGUACAACGGCUGCAUGUACGGCAUGCUCAUUGCGUCCCUGGUGCUGGCGCGCAAGAGAUCGACGCUGUUGUGGAGCGGUCUUCUGUUCGCCGCCUUGUUGUGCAUGAAGCACAUCUACCUCUACCUCGCGCCGGCCUACUUCGUCUUCCUUCUGAGGGCCUACUGCCUCUCCCCGAAGUCAAUCUUCCGCAUCCAGUUUCUCAACUGCGUGAAGCUGGGCGCCGGCAUUGCGGCGAUUUUCGCCGCAGCCUUCGGACCUUUCGCGCUCAAGGGCCAGAUCCCGCAGAUUCUGAGCCGGCUCUUCCCCUUCUCGCGCGGUCUCUGCCAUGCCUACUGGGCGCCGAACAUCUGGGCCAUGUAUUCCUUUGUGGACCGCGUCCUGAUCGCACUGGCGCCUCGCAUCGGCCUGCCGGUGAGGGCGGAUGCGCUGCAAAGCGCGACGCGGGGCUUGGUGGGGGACACGUCGUUUGCGGUGCUCCCGGAUGUCACACCGCGGGUGUGCUUCGCCUUGACGCUGCUCUUCCAGGCCAUCCCGUUACUGAAACUCUUUAUCCAGCCGACGUGGGACAACUUCAUCGGCGCCCUCACGCUGUGCGGCUAUGCUUCCUUUCUCUUCGGCUGGCACGUUCACGAAAAGGCGGUGCUCCUGGUCAUCAUUCCAUUCAGCCUCAUCGCCAUCAAGGACAGGCGGUAUCUGGGCGCGUUCCGGCCGCUCGCGGUUGCCAGCCACGUGUCGUUGUUCCCGCUCCUGUUUACGCCGGCGGAGUUUCCCAUCAAGACGGUCUACACGGUGUUUUGGCUCAUCCUAUUCCUCGUGGCGUUCGAUCGCCUCGCGCCUGCGUCCAGCCGGCCGAGGUUCUUCUUAUUCGACCGCUUCAGCACGCUCUACAUCACCGUCAGCAUCCCGCUGAUCGCGUACUGCUCCCUUGUGCAUGGCAUUUUGUUCGGUAAAAGCUACGAGUUCUUGCCCCUCAUGUUCACCAGUUCGUACUCGGCGAUAGGGGUCGUCGGGAGCUGGGUGGGCUUCAUGGUGGUGCAUUUUACAUCAUAGAUGUUUGAGAUACAAAAAUAUACGUCGUAGAAGUUUGAGAUGCAAGAAUUGUCGAUUUCCAGAUUUUGAGGCAUUGUCGUCCUCUGUC